AUCUGAUGCCAUAAUAUACUUACUUGACAGCUGGAGAGCGUAUUGAUUUAUUAUCGUAAAAAUUUCUAGCAAUUUAAGUAUUUCUUUGUAAAAAUUCAUAUUUAUUUGUUUAAAAAUAACAAAGUUAAUGGCUUCAACUAGCUCUUCAAGCGUUUUGGAAGAACGACGCAUUUGGGUAGGAAAUUUGGAUCCCAGGCUAAGCGAGUUUCAACUUUUGAAAAUUGUGCAAAAAUGCGGUGCCAUUGAAAAAUUUGAUAUGCUGUUCCAUAAAGGUGGCCCGCUACAGGGUCAAUCGAGAGGUUAUGCAUUUGUAACUUUUGCACAGGCUGAAGGCGCCAUUAGAGCAUUGGACAAACUUAAUGGCCAUAUGGUAUUAAAUCGUCCCAUAGCAGUGAGAUUAGCAAAAAAUGUAAAUUAUGAUGAACUAGAACGUCCUAAACCAAAAAUAGAAAUACCUGCUCUCGGCACUGGCAAGAAGGAAGGCAAAAUUAGCAAAGAAGAAGCCAUAAAAGCCAUCGAACAAAAACUUAAACUCUUAGAAAGCCAAAAAGAUGAUUUAGAAUUUAAUCAAUCCUUAGCCUGUGAAGUACCUCUCAUACAAAAGUAUCAAUUCAAUAAAGAUCGAGAUAGUAGUGGAGCUUGCACCACGUCACAACGAAGAACAUAUCAUAAAAGCAGCUCGGGUCCCUAUAAUCGUCAUCAAAGGCCCAAAAGAAGAUAGAAAUUAGUUUAAUUUUCUUUUCGUUAGAAACAAUCUGGACUUUAAUUUAAUUUUAC
Molecule: messenger RNA, 777 nt
Organism: Lucilia sericata (common green bottle fly)
Lineage: Eukaryota; Metazoa; Arthropoda; Insecta; Diptera; Calliphoridae
Product: probable RNA-binding protein 18
Exons: 5
Coding region: 128-721 (197 amino acids)
Molecular function (GO): RNA binding
Source: RefSeq, a predicted model, not a curated record